CACACAUCUCUAAUUAUUGGCUUCACUGUGAAUUGUGUUUGCCAUUCACCCACACUAACGCCAAUCAAGGAACUGUUCUUGUGUAAAAAAAAAACGCGAUUGUUUUAUUUUGGGAACAGGAGCAGGAUUUACAAUAAUUUAAGGACAGAAAUACAGAAAUGCCAUCGAAAAAGAAGAAAUACAAUGCACGCUUUCCGGCGGGUCGCAUCAAGAAGAUCAUGCAGAGCGACGAAGAGAUUGGCAAAGUGGCUCAGGCUGUGCCCGUCAUUAUUUCGCGCACAUUGGAAUUGUUUGUAGAAUCGCUACUGACGAAAACCUUGCGCAUAACAAAUUCCCGCAAUGCCAAAACAUUGUCCACCUCACACAUGAAGCAGUGCAUCAAUUCGGAACAUCGUUUUGAUUUCCUUAAAGAACUGGUGCGCAAUAUACCGGAUAUUUCGGUGGCCGAGGAAGCGGCCAACUCUUAUAAUGAUGAUGAUUUGGAAAUAGUUCAAAGCUCGCCGGAGGAGCAAUAUCCCGAUUCGGAUACGCCAUAUGAUCUAAGCCUGCCAUCGACAUCAAUGCGACGAGGCCGUGGGGGUGGUGGAACAAAUGGUUCCAAUUCCUAUACUCGUUCCAUGAGUCUGAAUGGCACUGCACUGAAGCGUCAGCAUCCGCAGCAACAGCAUCCCUCGGUUAUUGUGCCCACAGCAGCUGCUGUGGCUAUGCACCAACAAGCUCGGACAGUUGCUGCAAGCGGCAUGGGAUUGGGACACUCACCUGCCAAAUUAGCUCGUUCGGAAUCCACUCCUGCUGCUGCCGUAUCAUACACAAGACGCGGCAGGCCGCCCCUAAAUAAAACCAGCUAUGAUACUGCCAUACCUGCUCCAAUAUGUAGCUACGAACUCAAUAAGCCCAUAGUGAAAAUCGAUUAUAGCAAUGUGCAACUCCCAACAACGACCACAUCAACUCUUAGUACACCGGAAUCAGACACAGAAGCUAACACCGGUGGUGCCUCUGGAGCUGCAGCUUUCAAUUUUGAUAUCGCGGCACCAGUUAUCAACAUUGAUUUGUCCAAUAUUGUAGCAACUGCUGCUGCUGCCUCAACUGCCGCCGUUGAAUCUGGUGGAGAUGGCAACAACAAGACCAGUACCCACAACAAUAACAACAAUAAUAAUAAUAAUAGUAACAACCAAAUUGCUGGAAAGAGCAGCGCUCAAAUCAUUCCAAAGUCUAGUGUCGCAAUGCUGACACCACCACCAGCAUCCGCAUCAGCAGCAGCAAAAGUUUCAGCCACAUCCCCCCCAACCACAUCGUGUUUCGAAUUAGACGAAGACUAUGACAAUAUUUGAAUAUUUAGAAUAUUUAAUGUAAAUGCGCUUUUAAAUUAUUAUUGUAACUUUACAUUAACUAUGUAACUUUUAGCAUUAAGCCCAACAAAAAAUGCCUAAUUUCAAAAUAAAGACCAUGCUGAAUGUUAAGCUGACAGAUAA
Molecule: messenger RNA, 1472 nt
Organism: Drosophila willistoni
Lineage: Eukaryota; Metazoa; Arthropoda; Insecta; Diptera; Drosophilidae
Gene: NC2alpha
Product: dr1-associated corepressor homolog
Exons: 2
Coding region: 159-1331 (390 amino acids)
Biological process (GO): negative regulation of transcription by RNA polymerase II; positive regulation of transcription by RNA polymerase II; transcription by RNA polymerase II
Cellular component (GO): negative cofactor 2 complex; nucleus
Molecular function (GO): transcription corepressor activity; protein heterodimerization activity; core promoter sequence-specific DNA binding
Source: RefSeq, a predicted model, not a curated record